Messenger RNA from Peronospora matthiolae, 1362 nucleotides. The record is from the annotation of a GenBank genome assembly. Lineage: Eukaryota; Oomycota; Peronosporomycetes; Peronosporales; Peronosporaceae.
AUGGUGGAAGGCACACCUCUCGACGAGCGAGCGAGCGCAAGCCAUGGGUUCUCCGUGGGCACGACGCUGGUGGCACGCUGGAUGGGCAAGAUGGAACGCAUGUGCAUAGUUAUCGAUCGAGCAACGCUUAGCCACGAUCGGUUCAAGUACUACGUGCACUGGCACGGUUACAAUCGUCGCAUGGACGAGUGGAUCAACGAGCAUGAGAUUGUGAGGCGGGGUACGGACGAAGAGACGUUGAAACUGCAAGAGCGAGAUGCCAAAGAGAAGGAAAAGGAACAACGGGACAAGAACCGCAGCAAGGCACCAGGCGCCAGUGACGCUACUGCUAGUGCAGAUGCUUCAGCCCGUACUCGAGGACAGAGGCAGAAGACACCAGAUGGUCCGGAGUUUGCCCCGCCGGAAGAAGAGCAUGAUGAACACGAAGGCAUGGAUGCUGCUAGUAUUCGAGAGCACGAAGAGGUGACCAAAGUCAAGAAUGUGCGGUUUGUCGAGUUGGGGCGCUUUCGUAUGGCGGCGUGGUACUUCUCACCCUUUCCAAAAGAGUAUUACCCUGACGGAUCGAUUGAUUGCCUGCAUUUUUGCGAGUUCUGCAUGGCAUUUUUCCGCUACAAGCGCGAGCUGACAGUGCACCAAGAACGGCACGUGUGCGACCGCCACCCGCCAGGAAACGAGAUUUACCGUCACGAGAACCUGAGUGUUUUCGAGGUCGAUGGUGCAAUUUCCAAGGUCUAUUGCCAAAAUCUCUGCUACCUUGCCAAGUUGUUUCUGGACCACAAAACGCUGUACUACGAUGUGGACCCAUUUCUAUUCUACAUUAUCUGCGAAGUCGACUCGCGUGGUUUUCACCCAGUGGGCUAUUUCUCCAAGGAGAAGUACUCGGAAUUGGGAUACAAUCUGGCUUGUAUCCUGACAUUCCCGUGCCACCAACGCAAAGGCUAUGGCCAUUUUAUCAUUCAGUUCUCGUACGAGCUGAGUAAGAAGGAAGAGAAAGUAGGCUCGCCCGAAAAGCCUCUCUCAGAUUUGGGUCUUGUCAGCUAUCGAAGCUACUGGACGCGUGAGUUGCUGGGGAUUUUGCGGGAAUAUCCGGAGAAAGAAGUGUCGAUCAUGGAUCUAACGAGGAUCACAUCGAUCAAGAACGAGGACAUUAUUGCCACGCUGCAGCAUCUCAAUAUGAUCAAGUAUCUAGGCGGGCAGUAUGCCUACGUGGUGCCCACACACGUUGUCGACGCGUACCUGAUGAAGCUGACUCGAAAGGGUCCAAACGUUGUCCCUGAGAAGCUACACUGGGCGCCGUUGCACUUGGAUAUAAAGCGUGAUAAGUGGUCGCUGAAGGCAAAAACUGCGGACAAGGAGGAUUAA